Vicia faba (fava bean) is the source of this 429-nucleotide messenger RNA. NCBI's taxonomy places the organism in Eukaryota, Viridiplantae, Streptophyta, Magnoliopsida, Fabales, Fabaceae. The record is from the annotation of a GenBank genome assembly.
AUGAACAGAAGAUUAAGAGGGCCAGGGGGUGAGAACCACAUACAGGAACGACGCGAUCUCUCUGCUCAACCUUACCGUCUUCGCUUCUUCUUCCUCAUUAAUGCUGCUGUGACGACUUCAAGGCCAACGCCUUCGUCUCGCACCUCAAUCCCCUUCAUACCUCUUUUCUUCGACUUCUUCUCCUUCGCAGUCGUUCAUCAUAGUGACGACACCAUGGCUCUACUGUUUCGCGCUUCGAAGCUCCAUCCCUUUCUCCCUUGUCCUCGACUCAAACUCAGUAGAAAACAAAACUGCAAACGAAACGAAACGAAACAUGUACCGAUCGGGGUACCACCAGUGGUUCUUAGAAUUAAUGAAGAUGAUAAGAAAAUCAGAGGACCUUCUUCUUUUCGAAAUCCAGAUGAAUCAAUCCAGAGUAGUGCAGAAUAA